Messenger RNA from Drosophila erecta, 941 nucleotides. RefSeq lists its product as uncharacterized. Lineage: Eukaryota; Metazoa; Arthropoda; Insecta; Diptera; Drosophilidae. The coding region runs from base 273 to 671 and encodes 132 amino acids. The transcript has 5 exons. The record is from RefSeq and is a predicted model, not a curated record.
UUAGUCGAACGCCGAUUGUCGGCGGCAUUAGUUCAGAUUCAGAGUUAAAACUCAAAUACGAGCAUAAUUCCCAAUUCCCAAAUAAGAUUCAACUGCGAUACAUACAUUAGUGCACCUUGGAGAUACAGACACUGCAAUGUUUGCACAGCUUUUGAGUGCUGAAUGGAUGUCUUAUCAACGACUACAGUGAAACUUCGCCCACUUCCGACGCAUAUAGCCAUAACCAAGCAAGGGAAAGAAGAAUAUUAACGUACAAACAUUGAUUUUGGGAAAUGAACAUGGACCUGAAAAUGGAGCUGGGCGGUUACGUGCAGUCCGCGCCCAACACAAAGCGCUUCGUCGUGGAGGACUCGAUAACCAAGGUGACUUCCGAUGGGGAACCGCACGGCAUGAUGACCAUGGUGGCCGGAUUAUCCGGCCUUUUGGCGGCCAUCAUCAUUCUGGCCGUCCUCGUGUCCAUGGUGGCCUGUCGCAAGCAGAAGAGCAACGCCACCCGGAAGAGCAAUUCCUCCGCCAACGUGGUGGCCAUGACCAGUGUGGCGCAGGAUCAGCCACAGUUGGCCGGCAAUUUGAACGCAGCGUUCGCAGAGAGCACUCUGACCUUGGACAAGGCCAAGCAGGGCACGGAGGACCAGUGGCGACCCACAUCCGUGGUGGUGCAGCGGUACUAGUGGAACCACCACCGCCAAGCAGCAGCGCACGGGCACGUGAUGUUUAUUGUUAACGUUUGAGACUGACACCUAGCCUAAGGACUUCCAUCACCAUCAUAUAUCUAUAUCACAUAUGACACCUUUUUUUUGCUUGCUAAAAUACUAUAUAAAAUAUGUGCAAAUAUAUAUUAUUUUAGAGUUAAAGGGAGAACUUUAAUUGCUCUAAUUUCGACUGCGAAAUAAGAUAAUUCAGAUAAUUUUUACACCCGUUACUAUACUAGAUUCGUUGAA